This is a messenger RNA of Triticum turgidum subsp. durum (durum wheat), 432 nucleotides long. Lineage: Eukaryota; Viridiplantae; Streptophyta; Magnoliopsida; Poales; Poaceae. The record is from the annotation of a GenBank genome assembly.
AUGACCCAGCAGGUGAGGAGGGAGACCAGGAGUGAGGGGGUGACCGCCAUGGGCGGGUACAACCUGUUCCUGGCGACCAAGAUGCCGCCGGAGCACCGCAUCUAUGACCCGGACUUGGAGUCGCUGGAGUCGUCCACGACCCCGUUCCUCACGUCGUUCGAGGUGCUGGACGUGUACAGCGGCCCGCCCAUGGGUGUCUUCAAGUUCCGGCACUGGGGCUACAUGGAGGGCCCAUUCAAGGGCCACCCUCCGCACGGCCACCUCGUCGAGUUCUUCGGUGUCCGUGUCUUCCACGUCGAUCAAGACACCAAGGUGGAGAAGGCAGAGUUCUUCUACGAGCGUGGCAACUUCCUCGCAAGCUUCUUGUCUGCGCCUUCUACUUCUGCUUCUGCUGCAUCGGCUUCAGGUUGCCCUGUGAUGAGAGGAGACUGA